Callorhinchus milii (elephant shark) is the source of this 2088-nucleotide messenger RNA. RefSeq lists its product as uncharacterized. The transcript has 13 exons. NCBI's taxonomy places the organism in Eukaryota, Metazoa, Chordata, Chondrichthyes, Chimaeriformes, Callorhinchidae. Bases 1 to 2046 code for a protein of 681 amino acids. The record is from RefSeq and is a predicted model, not a curated record.
AUGAUGGAGAGCAAGUGUGAGAGCAAGUUCUGCAGAGAUGGGAUGAGCUCACUGGAUUUUGUGAUGCUCACGGCUCUGAGCGGAAAAACUGUCAGGGGAGAGAUCUGUUCUCCUUCCAACAAAAACCCAAGUCCAGUGAAUCAUUCCCGGACACAUCUUAUUCCAAGUGACCAUCAGAGUAAGAAGUUCUGCUGUGGGUCUGAAAUAACAGAUGUAGAACAGACAUUAUGCUGUGGGGGCAACAUUUUUCAGAGGGAGGAAGAUUUACGCUGUUGCCAAGACAAGAGCUACUACGUACGACGACAGGUUUGCUGCGAGGACGGGCGGGUUUUGGAGGGGUCUCCUGAGCUGAGUUGCUGCGGAAACCAAACCUUUAACCCCCAAAUCCAGAGCUGCUGUGAGGGUCGUGUCUUCCCCGAAGAGGGCCUCAGCUGUUGUGGUGACGAGACCUACAGACCAGAGCAGGAGAUCUGCUGCUCAGGUGUUGUUCAGAAGGGGAACAAUGUGACAACCGACUGCUGUGGGACCAGUGCAUACAACCGCCUCACCUCCCUCUGCUGUAACCCCGGGGAGAACUCGUCAGGAUUGCUGGUCAGGUCUUCACCGUCGGAGUUGUGCUGUGAUGACCGCGUCUACAACGAAGAGAGUCACAUCUGCUGCCCAAACCUCACUGUUCACAGCCAUCGGGAGGGGACCCACUGCUGCAGCGAUUUCAGCUCCGAUCCCAUCAGCUCAGUCCCUUACCAUCCCACCACCCACACCUGUCACAAAGGAACAUUACACCUGAAAGAUCUCAUCUGUGGAAACGGACGUGAGUUGGGCAGAUCCUCGAAGUCGCAGCUGUGUUGUGGUGAACGUCUGUUUGAUAAGGAGAAGGAGAUUUGCUGCUCAAACCUGACUGUCCACAGCCGUCACAAGGGGACAGAGUGCUGCGACAACUUCACCAUCAACAGCUCUAUCCCCUACCACCCCCACCUUCACACCUGUGCCCAAGGUUCUCUUGUGCUGAUCCCAUGUGGAGGGAUUGACUAUGAUGAACAGACACAGAUUUGCUGCUCUGGGAAUCUACACAAUCGCCGUCAUGGAGGGUCUCAACAAGAGUGCUGUGGGGCUCAGGUUUACCCCAAAGACAGCCGGGCCCUGGUGUGUUGUGGAGAGACUCUUCACGUGAAAACCUCAAACGUCACUCAUUGCGUAGGAAACGCCAUAUACAACCCGACCACCCACACCCUCUGCGGGUCAGUCAUCCACCCGACACAGCCCGGGACCCAGUGCUGCGGGCACCAACUCCAAAACCACACACACAUCUGUUGCAACGGGCACAGACACUCUGGGUCCCUGGGUUCCCGUGUGGCCUCCUGUUGUGGUGUGAGUGCGUAUGAUGAGAGCGACAACACGAGUGUGUGUUGUGGGGGGAGGCUACACACUGCCCUCCCGGCCCCCGGGGGUGGGGAAUGCUGCGGAAAACUCCUCAUCGACCCCAACACCCACCAAUGCUGUCGCUCGCCCCAAUUCUCCUUGAUCUACCCCCUCCACACCUCCUUCCACUGCUGCGGCCAUCACUAUUACAACAGCAGCCACCAGCGGUGCUGCUCACAACAACUGGGGGUCAAACCCCAGCCAGAUGUCAAGCUGAUGGCUUUAGUCAAGGUUCCUAUGUCCACCCUCUGUAACAGUGCAGCUGUGGUGGGGAAGGUGACCAACGUGUCGCAGAAGGGACAGCAACUUGUUUGGUGGCUGAAAUCGUCGGUUGUUUUGAAAGCCAAUUGCGAUUUGAAAUGGAUGUCAACUCAUCUCAGACCCCUGUCCGCACAGUUCAAGCUCCGGACCAGGAAGUUCCUCAGCGCCAAACCAGUCGUCAAUGCCACCUAUGUUUUCUGGUUACCCAAUUCCCAGUAUAACGGUAAAGCCAUCUUGUCUCAUUGCCUUCUCUCAGUGACCUCUGUCAGUCUCCUGGGCCCAGAACCCAUCAUCUCUGUGGCUCGUCAGAUGCAGAACUGUUCCCAUCGACGUCCUCAGCUUUGGGAAUCUCUUAACUCGGUCUAAACCCAACCACAUCAAUGCUACAAACUGCUGGUAAACACAGGC